UGUCUGUUUUCAGAUAUCCAAGAGCGGGGGUUCCGUACAAGGCGAGCUGGAGGUAUAGGAAGUGGAAGUGGCGGAAUUGGAUCAAAAUCUGACCGUGAUAAAGCCAAAUGGAACAUCUUUACUGACAUGCUUGGUGUAACAAAGAAAAACAAAGAAGAUACGAUCGAUGGAUGGAAUCAGUACGACUCUGAGCUAAAAAAGUUGCCCGAGGCACAACAAAAAACUUACACUGAGGGAUUCGUGAAAGGUCUUCUGGCUUCAAAAUCUCAAGGCGCCUCACCUACGAAGAAGUCGAAUACUCUCACUCGUUUUUACAUCUUCUUGGUAGCGUGCAUAUUCCUCGGAUAUUUGACUGGCGCUAUUCGUGUUCGAAUAGGCGAUCGCCAAUUUGGUUCGCUCUUCUUCUCCAACACUCAGGAGGUGAAACCAGAGGACGUUCAAGUCACUUUCGACGACGUACGAGGCAUGGACGAAGCAAAGCAAGAAGUCGAAGAAAUUGUAGAUUACCUACGUGAUCCGGACAAGUACUCUCGUCUUGGAGGCCGACUUCCAAAGGGUGUAUUGUUAGUGGGACCUCCUGGGACUGGCAAGACUCUUCUUGCGAGAGCUAUUGCUGGUGAAGCACAGGUCCCCUUUUUCCACACAUCUGGCUCGGAAUUCGACGAAGUUUUAGUCGGUCAAGGAGCCCGCAGAGUACGCGAUCUAUUUGACAAGGCCAAAGCAAGGUCGCCAUGCAUAAUUUUCAUCGACGAAAUCGAUAGCGUUGGAUCCAAGCGAGUCUCCAACAGUAUACAUCCAUAUGCAAAUCAGACGAUUAAUCAGCUUCUCAGCGAAAUGGAUGGUUUCAACAGGAACGAAGGUGUCAUAGUGAUUGCAGCGACGAACCGCGUAGAUGAUUUGGAUAAGGCUCUACUUCGCCCUGGUCGUUUCGAUGUACGAGUAACUGUUCCAAAACCAGAUCUGGCUGGCCGUGUGGACAUUUUCAAUUUCUACUUGGGAAAGAUUGUACAUUCUCCACUUGUCGAUCCCAAAACAUUAGCCAAAGGUUCCACGGGCUUCACGGGGGCUGAUAUUGAAAACAUGGUCAAUCAAGCGGCUCUAAAGGCGGCCACGGAAUCUGCACCAGAGGUUACGAUGGCUCAUCUGGACGAGGCCAGAGAUAGAGUACUCAUGGGUCCCGCUCGCACUGGAGGUCGAAUACCAGAUGAAGAAGCAAAUAGGAAUACCGCCUUCCACGAAGCUGGACAUACCCUUGUGUCUCUGUAUACAAAACAUGCAACGCCUCUCCACAAGGUUACCAUAAUCCCACGUGGUCAAUCACUCGGUCACACUGCGAUGUUACCCGAAAAGGACGAAUAUCAAAUGACGAAAGGCCAAAUACUUGCUGCCUUAGAUGUUAUGAUGGGGGGAAGGGUUGCAGAGGAACUCAUCUUUGGUGAUGAUAUGGUUACUACUGGUGCUGCCGAUGAUUUGAAGAAGGCCUCGAUGUUGGCUGUGCAAAUGGUGAAAGCAUUUGGAAUGAGCGAAAAGGUAAUGGAUUCUUGCGAACAUGAGAUUCGAGAGACAUAA
Molecule: messenger RNA, 1569 nt
Organism: Haemonchus placei
Lineage: Eukaryota; Metazoa; Nematoda; Chromadorea; Rhabditida; Trichostrongylidae
Source: the annotation of a GenBank genome assembly